This is a messenger RNA of Mizuhopecten yessoensis (Yesso scallop), 2801 nucleotides long. Its product is annotated as H/ACA ribonucleoprotein complex non-core subunit NAF1-like. The transcript has 10 exons. Lineage: Eukaryota; Metazoa; Mollusca; Bivalvia; Pectinida; Pectinidae. The coding region runs from base 176 to 2530 and encodes 784 amino acids. Gene Ontology annotation, molecular function: RNA binding. The record is from RefSeq and is a predicted model, not a curated record. Gene Ontology annotation, biological process: box H/ACA snoRNP assembly; ribosome biogenesis; pseudouridine synthesis. Gene Ontology annotation, cellular component: sno(s)RNA-containing ribonucleoprotein complex.
AUAUUUAAGUAUUCCACUUCCUGUUUGUAAGGGUCAGGGUUCAAGGCUGACAAGUAUCUCCACAUGGUUCCGGUUUUGCUGUGUUUGUUGUUAACAGGUUGAUGCAUAUUUAAGUAAACCAAGGUACAACUAGAUACAGAGGAGUUGACAUCUGGUUAGAUACAUUUCUACAGUUAUGGAAGUGGUUGAUUCAAAAGAAAUCAUAUGUGAGGAUGCUGUUGAAAUGAACAGUGAUGUCACAGAACAAACCCUGUCAUCUUCUCACAUUCUCACACCAGAUGUUGAUAAGGAACCCUCGGCAAGUAUUGAAAGCCAGGUAGUAGCAGGGUGUAUAGAACCAAAUAAAGGCAAGUGUGCCUCCAUGGAAAAAAGAUGUGAUGAGAGCUUUACCAUGGACACGCAUACCAACAUAGUCUCCGACUCCUGUGCAGACUCCGACAUUGCAAAAGAAGCAGACAACAUGGAAACGACUAUGAUUGAAAACAAAAAUUCUGAGACAUUAAAUGUGGACACAAAGACCGAAAUUGGGAUGUCUGCAAUGAACAGAGAAAGUUUGGCAAAGAGAGAAGAAAACCUGGAGACUUCAGAGACUGAAAACAAAAAUUCUGAAUCGUUAAAUGUGGACACACAGACGAAAAUAGGGAUGUCUGCAAUGAAUGGAGACAGAGAAGAAAAUUUGGAGACUUCAGAGACUGAAAACAAAAUUUCUGAGUCAUUAAAUGUCCACACGCUGAACAAAAAAGAGAUGGCCCCAGUGAGCGAAGAAAAUAAAGCAAACAGAAUAGAAAACCUGAAGACCACUGACACUGAAAAUAAAAAUUCAGAGAUACCUACAGUCGACACUUUGAAUGGGGAUUACCCAGCAGGUGGUCAGAACAGCAUGGAGACUACUGCUACAGAACAUAAAGCUGAUGUACUGCUGAAAAUGGAGAAAGAGUACAGAGAACAGAACAGUUCUGACAGCGACUCGGACAGCAGUAGUAGUAGCUCCAGUAGCAGUAGCAGCAGUGAUGAAGAGGAGGUCAUACCUUCACCCAAGAGAGCAACUCCAGUAACAGAGAAGGCUACCAACAAGAUUCCCUUUGAAGAUCUCAGAACUGAAGGAGAAAUUUGUCUUGAUAAUCUGCCACCAAUAGAGGAGUUAUCCCUGGACAUUGAGGAAGGGUUAGAAAUGGUGUCUGUGGGAACUGUCUCCAGUGUACUUGGAGUACUGGCAAUAAUUCAGUCUGCAGUUGGAGUGCCUGCUCUCAAUGAGGACACCAUCUUGUUCACUGAAGGUCCAAAGGCAUUUGGCAGGGUAUUUGAAGUGUUUGGACCAGUGAGUACUCCGUGGUAUUCUGUGAGAUUUAACACUAAGGCUGACAUCGAAACCAAAGGAAUUAAAAGUGGGAUGCAAGUUUUCUAUGCUCCACAAAAGGAUGAUUACACUAAAUAUGUGUUUGUCAGUUACCUGAAAAAUCUGAAAGGAUCUGAUGCUUCAUGGAAGGAUGACAAUGAACCACCAGAAAAGUAUAAGGAAUAUUCUGAUGAUGAUGAAGAAAGGGCAUCAAAGUCCAAAUCAAGAGCUAAAGAUCGGUCCAAAUUCAAAGACGAGGCUGACGCAAAUGAAGGAGAUCGGUUACCAGGUGCUAAGAUCAGAAAGUCCUCGGUGAGGGGAACAGGCAGACCACAGAAACACUGGAAGGACACCGAACAGUAUGGACAAAGUGAUCAAUCCCAAAAUAGCUGGAAUAAUGGAGAUGAAUCCUACAACAGUAGAAAUGGAGGUCCGCACACUGGUUACAGUAACCAGCAAGGGAGAGGAGCAGGUCCCAGAUAUGCUGGUCAGACGUAUAGCAGAGGAGUAGCACGACCUCAACGGUUCAACUACCCCAGACCUAGGAGUCAGGGGCCCUUUGGUGGACCAGCCAAUUUCCAGUCGGAGCCUUCUUACAACAUGAACAGAGGUCCUAACCAGUAUUCCCGGGAUAAUAACAGAAUGAUUUCCCCUGGUAGAUUCUGUUCUCCAGAUAGUCAAAUGAGACACAACCUGCCUGUGGGGAACGCACCUUUUGGGUCAAAUUUUACUAGUGGUGGUAAUGAAUGGAGCAACAUGGAUGGUUACAAACAGUAUCAAUCACCCAGACAACCCAUUACUGAUAACAGACUGAUAAUGAACCAAGACAAUCAAAUACGGAACUUCACGUCUCCUCCACCACCCUCCAGUUACAACCAGAAUGGUGGUUUUGAUAUAAAUCAGCAACAUUUUGCACCCUCACCCCAAUCUACACAACACAUCUCUGCCUUUCAGUCCCCUCCCCCUUCUUUGAAUACUAACAUGAACCAAUUUAAUGGCCCUCCUCCAUUUUUGCCUUCCUCCAGUAAUGCAAAGAACAACAACAGUUUUAUACCCAAUCAGUCAGCUCCUCCCCCAUCUAUACACAAUCUUCCAAUGGGAAGUCAACAAAUGACAAGACCCCCCUUCCCACAACAUCCUACAGUAUUUGGAGGGCAGCCUCACUUUACCCAGGGUCCAAGUGGUAGACAAUAGUGAUGCUAUAAAUCUUAUUAUUAUCUAAUAACCCAUCAUAAUACUGUAUUUUAUCACAUAGACCUACCUACAGUAAAAUAAACUUUUAGAUAAUAAAUUCUGUCAAUAAGUGUACAUUGUUAAUAUCUGAUGAUUGUUGUACAUGUCUGGUACAUUUAACAGCUGACGAUUUGAUAAUUUGUUUACAUUCUAAUUAUGUUUACAUGUAUAAUUUGUUAACUACCAAUAAAAGAUGAUACAAGCCCCCAAUCAGAAUAUUUUGGUUAUUUUU